GUCAUGGAUUGUACGCUGUAUUAAUAUGCUUAUCUACUGCUCUAAAAUAGUCUAAUGAAGUGUAUUUCAUUUUCUAGUGAUGAUCAAGGCGAGCGCAACAGUGCGCCUGCGCUAUGCCAGCUGUAUUCUCCGAUAGUGACGAGCGAGAGUUUUAGCCAGUGGAGAGAGGAGAGGAAGCAGCCACUCGUUUGUGGAAAGGCUCUGUAUUUCGCCCUGAUCAUUAACAGGCUUCUGUAUUAUAACGGAGUAGUCUAUUGUUGACCACAUACAAAACUGAAUAAUGUAGUAGCCAGGGCUUGAAAGCGGGUGUCACGUGCGACCUGGCUUUUUCUCCAGAGCCAUUUUUUUUCAAAACACCCACCAACCGUCACCCUCUCUCACUCUCUAAGAUCUGGUAUCGACCGACUCUCUGUGUGUGACGGUUUACCUCUCAUUUUUUUUCUUUCGAUUUUGUUGCAAUUAUCAACGUUUCUUCGGCCGUGAAAAUCAUUCGCUCCUGCUGUCACUGGUGUUGAAGUGCGUUCCAUGUUUGACUUUCAGGUGCCUUUAGUGAGAUAAUCCUCUCCCUUUGUUGUGAUUGAGCUGAGGGAGAGCACCUACUUCUCUCUGUAAUCUCCUGGUCGUCUGCCUAUAGCGACGUACUAGCCGAAGUCCAUUCAGAACCUAAUAAUGGACUCAGUAAGAAACGACAACUAUCAAGGGGGUUUCAGCAUGGAGCAACAGCAACCCCAGGGCCAAGGCCAGUUUUACAUUGGGUCUGAUCAAGGUCCCGGUCCCGGUCAGCCCCAGAGUGUUCGACCUAUUGCUCCAGGGGCAAGGCCCUACGUGGAUCCAGAAGCUCAGGGAGAGGUGGAUCCCAAUGCCUACCCAGAGCCGAAGGAAGCCACCCACAAAAUUCGUGGGCGAUCUGACAUUUUGGACAUGUUCUGCAAUAACGUCAACCAAGAGCUCUUGAUCGCCAAGACUUUUUACUUCUUCUUCUUCUCUGCCUUUGGGUCCCUGUUCCCGCUAAUGGCCGUUUACUUCAAACAAAUGGGCAUGAAUCCCUCCCAAACGGGUAUUCUGAUUGGUAUCAGGCCCUUCGUCGAGUUCAUCGCUGCCCCAUUCUGGGGUUCCAUCGCGGACAGAUUCCAGAAAGGCAAGAUGAUGUUGCUGUGCGCUGUGGGGUCAUGGAUCGUAUUCACUUUGUCCCUUGGGUUUGUGCAACCUCCUGCAACUGCCUGCGUUCUCUUCAAUGGAACCCACCACAUUCUUACGACUCCCUACACUACCUCCUCCAAGAAAAAGCGAAGCUAUGACCCCAGCUCCUAUUUCCUGAACGUAGAAGAUGAAGGGGAACCCGAGAUCCUUCCCACACCACUGGCAGAGCAGCAGCCCACCGUCAUAACUCUUGCCCCAUUCUUCUACCACAAGCGAUCAGUCGAACCGCUGGAUGACUUUGAAAGACUUCUGAACGAUGGGCAGGUUCCCCUAAUGUCAACUCGACCACUCUGGAGGAGCAAACGAGACACGCCCUUGCCGAAGGAUCACGUUAUCGGAAAGUCCCCUCACGUCGUCCAUUACACGGUGAACUUCAAGGACUUUAAAGGCGCUGAAGAAGACUGGCUAUCACCUCCGUUCUCGAGUAUCGUGUACAGGUCAUCGGAUGUGCACAAAGUAUUUUUCCUCUUGCUUCUUCUUGUGCUACUGGGAGAAUUCUUCAGUAGUCCAGCUAUAACUCUCGCUGACUCUGCAGUGUUGACCUAUUUGGGUGAAGAAGCCGAUCACUAUGGACGCCAGCGAAUGUUUGGGUCACUUGGAUGGGGUCUGGCUAUGUUCUUCGUUGGUAUAGCUUUGGAUCAUUCCACCGCUUUUCCCGGUCACCCUUGCGGCCCACAUGAGAAGGAAAGAAACUAUACUAUUUGCUUUGCUGUCUUCAGUGUGCUCAUGGGGUGCGCUCUGAUUACAGCCUCUCAGUUCAAGUUUGACUACACAGAACCUGCUGUUCAAGAUGAUGAGGUGAAGGAACCUGUAGACAAUGGUCCUCGACCAUGGAAUGAACCCAAGAUUCCUAUGCAGGAGCAGAAGUCUCAGCGACAGAAGCUUGAUGAGGCAAUUGGCAAUAUCAAGACAAAGAUCUUCGCUCAAACAAUGAAAGAGAUGCCAGAGUGGUUCGUAGUGUUACGUGAGUUCAAGAACUUGCGAUGCGGUGCUUUCCUAGCAGUUGCCUGGUGGAUGGGCGUUGGUAUCGGUUUAAUCUUUGCCUUCCUCUUCUGGCAUCUUCAGGACAUUGGUGGCACACCAACUGUAUUUGGUAUUGCGAGUAUCAUGAAUCACAUUUCCGAAAUCUUUGCCUACUUCUUCAGUUUUCGACUCAUUGCACAAAUUGGACAUGUAAAGGUGUUGUGUGUUGGCCUUGCCGGCAAUGUUGUGCGAUUCCUGUACAUCUCUUGGAUUAAUAACCCAUGGUGGGUCUUGCCCUUCGAGUUUAUCCAAGGUAUUACCCACGCUGCAGUCUGGGCAGCAUGCUGCUCUUACAUCGCUCACAACACACCACAACACCUUCGGUCAUCUUCCCAAGGAGUUUUGCAGGGCAUACAUCAUGGAUUCGGCAGAGGUUGCGGGGCUGUAUUUGGUGGAAUGUUUGUUAAUUACUUUGGCACUUCAGUUGUCUUCAGAAUUUAUGGUAUCAUGUCACUUGUCAUCCUGGCUGCAUUUAUCUUUAUCAACUUCUACCGAAGAGAUGUUGGAUUCCAACCUGAUCUUCCUCCUGAGGAAGAUCCACGACAAAUGGCGGAGGAGGGAACAGCUUUAGCUCCUCAUGGUGUUCCAGCAAACCCCAUUCCAAGGGCUUUAAGUUCCCAGAAAUUGAAUGAAGGUGCGCCUGAUGCUGGGUAUGGCACUUACAAUGCCACCAAUGGAAUGUUAGACAUACCAGGUGGUGGUGGCGGUGGUGCUACUAAUCCCUUCUUGCAAAGUGGUGGAAGUGAAGGGGGUGGUGGUGGCGGUGGUGGUGGUGGCUACAACUACUCUAAAGACGGUGCCCCUAACGUCUUCUCGGACACCAACCCUUUUAGAAAUUAUUUCAUUCCUACCUCACCUUUCCCUGAAAAAGGCUCACCAAUUAACUCGCCUGAUUUAAGUCCUGAUUAUGAGAGUAUCAAACACAGGUUCCAGGCUUACAAUGAUGUCAUUAAUGGUGAGGCUGACAUUAAAGGUGAGUCAAAAGUGCUCAAAGGGCCAGCCCCAAUGACACUCCCUCAUAAUCCACAGCCCCAAGCUACCGCCCAUGACUACGACUGGUAGGCUGAAUUGCUAAGAAUUUAUAGGAUCUAGAGUUUACAAUAUGAAACAGUAUGCAGCUCUCAAUUCUUGGCUAGACAUGGAGGAUCAGAGUACCACGAUUCUAAGCUGAUUUUCAAAUUUUGAAUCUAAACUCAUUUUCCAGCUCUCUGUGAGCAUACUGUAAAAAUAACUCCAGAAUCAUUCAUGAGGGACACUUCUGUUUAAUUUUUAUAGAAUUUUCUUGCAUCAGAGUGAGAAUAAUGUACAUAUGCAGGAAAAUAACUACACUCAAGUACGUACUCAUAGGUGUUGGUUGUAUAUAAGUGAUAGUGACAGUUUAUAUCCUUUUACACUUCACAGAAUUGAAUAACCUUGGUACUGUAUUUAAAAUUUCCUCAAAGAAUUUUGUUUUUAUGUCCUGUCCAUAUGAUGACUCUCUGCAACUUAACUUUACCUAGUUUUUUGGCACUAAAAUAUGAUCCUAUUUAGUUCAACAUAUAAACUGACAGAUUUACAUUAGAAUAAUGAGUACCGUAUUAGUGUAUUGCAAUAUAUCAUAACCAGUUAGAAUGGUUGUCUUAGUGAAGUCUUAACAACAUAUAAACUUAAUUGUUAAGUUAUAAAACAUAUCUGAAACAAGUAAAAUUGACACUAAAUUCUUUAGAAAGAAAUCCCAUUCUCCAUCAGUGAGUACUAGAUACUAAGCAUAGCAAGCACAUAAACCUGUCUUUAAUGGAUCUCAUUUUAAUUUUUUUUUUUAUUCAUUCACUUUUGUUUCACAAGAAAACUGAUUUGGUCAUAAAAGUUGAUAUCAGUAGAGUUUUGACAGUUCUGUUAAUUAAAUUACCAAAUUUAAAGCUUAAACUUUCAUCAGCACAAUAAAAGUGUAUAAACACAAGAAUAAGAAUAAGAGACCUCAGAUUUUGAGCCAGUUUAAAAUGUCAAAUUCAGUUCUUAUCAACAAAACAAAUUUUACUUUGAGAAUAAAAUCACAACACACAACAGUACACCCUAAGUAAGUUUUCAUUUUAAUUCUUAAAAAGCAAAAUUAAAAUCCUCCUGGAAAAGGGUCAGAUCUAGAAGUACAGAAAUACAGCAGUACUUGCAUCAAUAUUCUACAAUGAUUUGUUCACUGCAUACAAAAUAUUGCUAGCAUUAUUCUUCUUUAAGUAGUGCCAAAUAUUCAGUAUUUAAAGCUAUACGUAUUCCAUUUGGUUAGAAGUCAAAACUCAAAAAAAAAAAAAAAAAGGUACGUACCUUUUUUUUUGUUCUUACUAGGGGAAGAAAAAAAUUAUCCAGAAAAUAGAUGUGGAAAUUUUGUUCGAGGAUUUUUUUCCCCCAUAAGAUGGCAAUGUACUAUUCUAUGGGUGGUUUGCACUUAAAUAUUUUUAUAUUCAAUGUUCACUCAGGAAAUGCAACUUUAAUUGAACUAGUUUAAAGGUGUUUAAAAGUUGCGGGAAGGCAUUUAUAAUUACCAUACUUCACUACUAUUGGCAAAAGAAACUGAAUUCAUGGACAUACUGUCAAAGGUCCGUGUUUGGCCUAAAUUCUAAAGGUCCCAGUGAUUGGCCAAAAUUCUAUACUCAAUUCAGUUCAAUUCAUUCUGUCAAAGCCCUCCUCACCCAUUUUUUUUUUUUUACCUUAUCAGCAUUAAUUGUCUUGUUUCCCUGGCCACAACUGUGAUUGAGGUUAAAAGUUAUAUAAAAGAAAAUCCUGCACAUAUUAUAAUUUUGUAUAAAAUAUAUUGGUAUUAAGUACUCAUUCCUGUACUUUUAAGAAAUGUUCAUAAUUUUCUUAAGGUAUACAACAAUACUGUUUGUGAAAAUUCUGAUACUUCAAAAGAAAGGCAUUUCUUUGUUAAGCAGGAAGCACAGUUUUAAAUUUUCAGGCAUAAUCGAGCUUAAACAUUGUACAUACAGAUAUUUGUAUUUGAAAGAUAAUUGAUGCAUGUUGUUAAAUAUAUGAUUUUUAUGGAGUUUAUAAAAUAACCUACAGUGACUGUAAGUCCCACAGCAUUGCAAGUAUGUUGACCCGUCUUAGAUCUCACUUCUUGCAUCAGCCAAACAGUGCAGUUAUGUAACUCCUUUUCACAUAUUUAUAUUGAAAUAAAUCUUCUUCAAUCUAGUAUCUGAAUGUUUCAGAAGAAAAUUAGUGAUUUGUAAAAGUUUUUGGGUAUUUACUGUAUUCAAAAUUCUUAGAUUGUGAACAUGUGAUUAAUUAUGUGGAAAUUGUUGACAAAUGUCCUCUGCAUUUCUAGUGGGAUCAAGAAAAUUAGUACAUAUUUAUACGUACGUAUAUUGUAUACAUAAACUAUCAUAAGAAAUAUCAAGACUAAACAUUUGUAAUUAUCACCGCACUAAGAUGCUCUCAAAAGGGAUAUUCUCAUAAUUUAUUACUGCCUUUGGCUUUGCAGAAUAUUGAUCAAUAAAACAUACUCAGUCAGUGAGAGAUAAUCAAUUUGUAAUGUUUGUAAACUGCCUCAUGUUAGUUGGAAUCUGACAUACUGAAACUUAUGGUAAUAUUUCCUUAUACAUAUAGUAUGAAAAGAAAACAAAUCUACCAACAAAUUUUAGUGUGAUGAAUAUCCGUUUAGAUUGCAGAAAAAGAAUUUAGAAGAAAAUACAAUAUAUGAAACAAAUAAAAAAUACUUGUACAACAAAUCUAAAGUAUCCUUCCUAUAUUUAUUUUGUAAUACAGUUAUUUUAUCGUUGUUUUACAAAUAACAGCUACUAUUUAUAUGUUAUCAUAUUACUAUUAGAAAGACACCCACAUUUGAUAGAAAUAAUCUACCUGUAUCAAAAUGAAGACAAAACUCUUUAGGAAAUGGAAAGUUAUUUGCAGAGAAGAAAUAUCUAUAUACAUACAUUUCUUUUUCAAGUCUGUCAAAUCAACACUUGGAAACGCUUUCUUAUACAUCAAGUAAUCAAAUGACAAAUCCUUUCUGUACUUAGAAAGUAUUUUUUAAUUUUACUGCAAAAGAAGUCCCUUAUGGAACCCAGAUAGGAGAGAUCCACACAUAAUCAUUUCACUGUAAAUAUAAUGAUUGUCAGCAGCUACCUUCCUUGUUAAUCAUUACCAUGUUGCAUCACCACUGGUAGUCACCUCUGCACACUGUCAAAUCUGUAGAACACUGUAGAGACUAUAAUGUGCAUAGUUUGUAAGGUAUGGAAUCUGCCUUAAUGUAGAUUAAACAGGUUGGAAUUACAGCAUAUAAAUAUUUUCUUUAUACAAAGGAAAUUAAAACUUAUACAGGAAAAAAAUAUCUUGAUCAUUCAGAAGCUAUGUAAAUUUUUUUUUGAAAUUAUUACUAAUCUAAAGUUACUGCUUUUGCUGUUCACAUGACUAAUUAACCAAUUGUAACCAGACAUCAAACUAAUUGAUGAGUUGAAGUCCUUUAAAGAAAGUGAGUUUCACUCUAAAAAUGAGCCACUAUACAGAAGUUUAGAGUUUGCAAUAAAAAGUCUAUUUAUAUCUUUAUUUUCCAGAUACUGCCCAAUGUAUCUUUUAAACUUAUUGACCUAAGUUUUUGAUAACUGUAAGAUUUUAUAAACUACAGAGCUCCUGUACCUGUAAAUUAUUUACUUGAAUAAUAAUACAAAAUACAUAUCCUGGCAUCAUUAUUUAGGCUUCUGACAUUUACUCUAAAUGAAAUGGAAUCUGAAGUCUGUGGAUGUGGCCAGAGCUGUGGCACAGCACACAUUCUCACUGUAUAUUGUACAUACAAUCCAUCAUUGUUAAAAUGAGAGCCAACCCAUAACUGUUGAUAUGAGAUUAAACAUGAGGACAGUUUGACCUGUGUUUCAUAACUUCCUUCUAUAUAUUAAGCCUUAUAUGAAGGAGGAGGCAGUGCAUGAGGAAACAUGUAUUGAACUAACAUUUAGGAGCCACAUUUGGUGGGUUUUGCAACUCCAUGAAUAAUGGAAAUGAUAAAAAAAAGAUAAUUCCUGAUGUGUAUAUUUUACUGAAAACCAUUAACUUGCCCUUCUAUGGUAAAUAUUCAAAUGAAGGCAAAGUUUGGGCUUAAUGUCUUUCAAAAAAAAGACCUAUAUAUUUCUACUAACAUAUUCUCUUUCCAUAUUGUUUGUUAGAAUGAAUGUUUGUUAGAAUGAGAAAUUUCAAUUUUAUUGACAAAUAAUAUGAUGGUGUGCAACUCUUGAAUAACUGCCCCAUUUCUGACUCUACAAAUCUUUGGGUGUUAAAUUUAUUUUUAAGCUAGCAGGAAUGAUUCCUUAAUCCUGUAACAAAUGUAAAUUUUUCUAAUAAAAAUUAAUUGGGGUCAUAUAACUAGAAAGGAUCUCAAAAAUUGCAUACCAGUGUUUUACAGUCUUGAGCAGAAAAAGAAAAUUAAAUAGCUAAAGGCUUCUAUGGCUGACUAAAAAUUCAGGAUAAUUCUAAAACAAAUGACUGUAUGGAUGUACUUUAUCAAUGUGAUCAGAUCAUCAACUUCUUGGGUCAACUAUACUGAAUGCUGGAGAAAGAUCAAUCAAUUUGUGAUUCAGGGUUGAGAAGAUAAUCGUCAAUGGCAUUCAAAUAAUUCAUAAAAAUCAUCCUAAAUAAAACUUUUAACCAGCAGGUACUUUAGGAAAAAUAGCUGCAUGCAUGCUAUGCAAGGAGGCAUUUUAACUGACCGACAUUCCUCUUGCAAGGAAGGUGACCUUUCUCCUGCUUCAGUGACUUGUUAGUGUGCCUACUAUUCUAUCUUGAACCACAACUUUAACAAAGAAAAUUAUCUGUUUUUCUGAAUUCUAUCUCAUAUCUGUAAAUGUUUUUAUCUUAGAUGUAAGUUAAAUAUAUAAAGAUAUAUAAAUAUACAGAACAGUAUUUGGAAAUAUUUUUGUAGCUUGUAGAGGGACAGUAUUAUUUUUACAGUACAGUAUAGGUACAGCAACACAAGACUCAAUUAACCAUGUUCUGUUUUAGUGAACUUUUAUAUUAUGUCUGGUACAUAUGUAUAUAUGAUGUAUAGUUUACCAAAUUGUCAUGAAAUUAUUUUCUGACAAAAUUUAUUACUGAUAUACCAAUUGUUUCUUAGCCUAUGUGCUUGUAAACAAGGCUGCAAUGAAGUAAUCCUGUAAAACACAGCUUACAUAUCCACUUUGUUGGUCAGUUUUAAUACUUAUGUCACUUGAAUGCAACAGCCAAGAAAUAGAAAGAUGUUUGAAAUGAAAUACACUUAGCAAUAUAAGGGCACUACUAAUGUACAGCGCAGUUAAACUUUAUUGUAAAAACUGGUGCACUCACCAAUCCAGAACAGACAGUUUUCCCAUCUCUUGGGGUCUCUGAGAUGUUGGAAUAUGCUGGAAACAUCCAAAUGUGAAAAAAGGGUUCUUUUACUUAAAAAUGUCAUUCCAUACAUUAAAAAUAUUCUUUUAUCUUACUCAGAUGUGUUGAUAAUUUGUUCAGCUUCUUCAUAAGCAGGACUCCAUCUCAAAAGAGGGAUCAUAUUACUUCUCCUAUUAGAAAAGUUUAAACUAAAAAAUGUAAAAAAUGUUUUAAAAAGUCUAUGAACAGCUAUAUACCUAAUAUGUACAUAAAUUCCAAACAGGAGAGGCUUUACUAUAUAACAAACAUUUCGCACUGUAUCAUGAUUAUUUUUCAAAGUCAGAUUACUGUAUUUUGUAAAAAAUUACUGCAUGCAAUUCAAUUAUCAUAUAAUUUAUGUGGAUAAACAACAUGCUGUAAUGUUAGGAUAAUCUGAUUGGUAGAUCCAGGUCCAGAGGCCCACUUCAGACUUCUUAUUUCCUUCAGCACUUCAAUUACUAUCACUUGUGGGUAACUACUGUGCAAGGGCCUAUGCUGCAAUAAGGCCUCUUUAAACUAUACCAUCCAAACAACCAACCAUUCUUAGAGGGAAUUACAUAAUGUCAUGUAAUUUUCCAAUGAUUGUACGUAUAACUGUUUCAUGUUACUGUAUAAAAGUUGAGCUGAUAUGAAGAUGGUGAAUUAGAACUCCAUGUAAAGAUGAUACAGUUUUCAGGUAACAUCUUUUGUCAAUAAAAACUACAGCAGUCUCCCCUAAAUAUUUUGGCUUAAACAUGUUCUCCUCAUGCUCUGCCUCAACUAAAGGUUUUAUAAUGCAAUUAUUGUUACUUGGGCAUACUGUUCUUGCACUUUUUAGGUGUCCAGUAUGUGUGUUUGCACCAUCAUGCCUGUAACUCCAAAGCCUGGGCUAUCAUAGUCCUAGCAUCAUUACAUCUGAUAUGGUUCAGCAACAGUUCCGCACAGGACAAAGCCAUAUUUAGUAGUCUUGUUGAGUCUCGUCUCCUGUCUUUCUUCUGUGACUGGUGCAUACCUUGGUAGCCCUGGCUUUAUCUCAUGAAUUUCUGCAUGUUUGAAUACAUGAGAAAGCAUGUUUGGCAACAUGAAUAUAAUGGUGUAUAAAGAAUCAUAAAGUCCUAGUGUAAAAAAAUGUAUUUAAUGCAGAUGUCAAUAAAGCACCUCAAGUAUUGUAUCAAGAGAGAAGUAAAGUGUGUAGUAUAUAGUUUGCCACAUGUAUAUUAAAAGCAAUUUCAUUAUAAGUGUUGAAUGUAGACUAAAUAAGCUGUCUUAAGUCAACUUAGAAAAUACAGUUAUUUAUUGGAUGACUGUGUGAAACAAAAGAGAAACCAUCACAGGAAGUAAAAAAAAAAAAAAAAGUUUAAGUUACAGUGUCAAUUGAAUAGGAAAGUUCCAAUCAAGAGAUGUUUACAUGCCCAUGAUGCCCAGAGUAUCAAUAGUUUCCCAAAUGGCUGAGGUAGAGGGCACUUCAUGGUUGAAUCUGUUAACUUAAAAAUAUUAUUGAUUAGUCUUGAGUUCAUAAAAAAACUUGGCUUAAGUUGAAGUGACAGAGAGCAAGACUAAAGGGACAACACUAGCACAUGGGUAAAUGUAGAUAUAUAUACAAAGAUGGCAUAGUUUUUUUUCAUAAAACUAUAUUUCAAUCCAUUUUCAAAGAAACGUUGGUUGUUUUUGUCCUACGGGAGUUUUUAAUAAAUAAUAUUUCCAUCAACAGAAAACAUGUCCACUGAUGUAAUUCACAAAAGUAUACUGACUAUGUAUGUUUAACUUUUGAUGAAAACAAGCAAUUCAUUUGAAACUGGCUGAAACUUCUUUAUGGAAUAUCAGAUGCUGUCUUGAUAACAUGUAUGUUAAUUGUCUUGUUAUAUAUGUACUGUGUUGUUCAUUGUGAAAAGAGAAAAGACAGUUGUAGCUCCAU
Molecule: messenger RNA, 10459 nt
Organism: Macrobrachium nipponense
Lineage: Eukaryota; Metazoa; Arthropoda; Malacostraca; Decapoda; Palaemonidae
Gene: jef
Product: major facilitator superfamily domain-containing protein 6-like
Exons: 13
Coding region: 670-3285 (871 amino acids)
Cellular component (GO): membrane
Source: RefSeq, a predicted model, not a curated record